Ustilaginoidea virens is the source of this 2385-nucleotide messenger RNA. RefSeq lists its product as uncharacterized. Gene Ontology annotation, molecular function: nucleic acid binding. Gene Ontology annotation, biological process: spliceosomal complex disassembly. Gene Ontology annotation, cellular component: U2-type post-mRNA release spliceosomal complex. The coding region runs from base 1 to 2385 and encodes 794 amino acids. Lineage: Eukaryota; Fungi; Ascomycota; Sordariomycetes; Hypocreales; Clavicipitaceae. The record is from RefSeq and is a predicted model, not a curated record. The transcript has 2 exons.
AUGACUCCCAAAAAGACAAAUAUUCCAUUUGACCCCUCCCGAAUUACAAAGGCUUCAGCCGCAGAGUUCUCGUCAUCAGAAUCCGAAGAUGAAGACGACCACCGAAUACCAAGCCUAGAGGCUGAUGAUGAAUUUGGCGACUUCAACCCCAGGAAGAAACGGCGUGUUGGCAAAAACACCAAAGAGAAGGCUGCGUUGGGAAUCUUCGGUUCUGACAGUGAUGACGAUGGCCCCAAUUCGCGCUGGAAAAGAAAGACCUUGCGGAACAAGGGAAUGAGCUUUGUUUCCUCGGCAGCGAAAUCGACCGAUACAGACGAAGAAAUGGACCAUGACGAUAAUCGGCCAGUGCUAGGAAAUGGCGGUAAAGGAAGUUGGGGCGAGGAGCAAAAGGACGAAAGCGGAAGCGAGGGCGAAGACGAAACCGACAGUCAAGGUUCUGGUGUCGGGCUAGGAUUUCGCAGUGGAAUCGGAUCCGCCUUGAACGGAACCGCCCCAAAUGAUGACGGUGUGGCUCCAAACAUACCUGUUCCCAAGGUCGAGUCAUAUUUCGAUGGGAGCAACGUUCUCGGAAUGGGGUUUGUGCCCUCGUCUGCAAAUGAGCCAGUUCUAAGGGAGUCGGAUGAAGCUACGGCGCCGCCCCAAAAUCGACCGCAACACAGUACGUUUACAAGCAAAGGAAAAGUGAACGCCAAGGGUUUCGGUGCGCGGAUGAUGGCCAAGAUGGGAUAUGUAGAGGGCAAAGGUCUCGGCAAAGAAGGGCAAGGGCGCAAUAUUAUUAUCGAGGCAAACUUACGACCCCAGGGCAUCGGCUUAGGAGCCGUCAAGGAAAAAUCGGAACAAGAGCGCCGAGAAGAGAGGAGGCAGGCCGAAAUGCGCGGCGAAAAAAUCGUCGACUCGGACGGAGAACCGAAAAAAGGGAAAGGGGCGAAAAGAAAGGGACUAGGUGGUGGUGGUGGUGGUGGUGGUGGUAGUGGUUCAAGCACUCCCCGACGUCCCAAGACAAAGUACCUAACGGUUGAGGAGUUGAAAGCCUCCGCCCCUGGUUUACAUAUCCCUGAAGCGUUCACACCAAUUCUGGAUAUGACUGGGCCAAGGAGUAAGAUGCUUACCUCGACCAGCGGAAUCAUGACGCCUACCUCUGGUACACCAGAAUCAACGGAGCUCACAGAGGCACGGAAACUUGUUAAGCGAGCACAGACCGACCUACAGGCAUUCUCUGGAGAAUGGAGGAACUUGGAAGAGCGCAAAGCUUGGUUGGACCUGGAGUUGAAAGAAAGGGAAAGAGAAAUAGAAGAUUUACGAUCCGACUUUGAGAGGCUUCAAGCGUUUGCCGAGUUGGUGUCGAAAGAAGUCACGGCAGAUGCGGAUAUAACUGGUGUUUCGGCAUGCUUUGAGAAAGCGUUCGAGGGCCAUGUCCCAAGUGCAGAAACAGCCGAGCUAGCUGUUGCUGCCAUGCACCCGUUUUUGAAAGAUGCAGAUUGGGAUCCCCUUGCCGACCCGUCAACGUUUGCUUCGAAUAUCAGAAAGCUCUUUGAAUUAUUGAUCAAGUCGGAGGAUGGCGCGCGCGCAGUCAAGAAGAGGGAACUGAACGAUUUUCAUCCAGAAGGCAGUUACCGGAGGCACCAAAAGGCCACAACGCCGUACGAAAGCAUGAUGUACAAGAUAUGGCUGCCGAGGGUUGUCGCCGCGGUACGACAGUGGGAUCCACUAACACCAACCCCCAUGUUGGAUAUUGUUGAAAACUGGAACGACCUGCUCCCCCAUUUCGUCCGGGCCCAGGUCAUGGAUCAAAUCGCGAGAAAGCUGGAGACUGCUGUUUCCGACUGGAACCCCAAGAGGAAACGCCAGAGCCACCACCUGCCGCAUACUUGGCUCUUCCCCUGGCUACAACACCUCCCGCCCUAUCAUCUGGAUCCCAAAGGCACUGGCUUAGUGGCAGAUGUCAAGAGAAAAUAUCGACAACUGAUUGAUGUGUGGGAGUUUGAGCGCGGGAUCGUUCCUGGUUUGAAACAGUGGGAGGAUGUGCUCGGCAGUCAAUGGCAACCAUUGAUAAUGUCUCACGUGUUACCAUCAAUGGGUCGCUAUUUGCGAGCCAACUUCCGGGUUGACCCGGCAGACCAGGAGCCCUACCUUCCCAUCUUGACAGGUGUCAUGAAAUGGAACGGCAUGCUAGGCGAUGCCAUGGUCGCCGAGGUGCUUAUCCAAGAUGUCUUGCCAAUGUGGUAUGAAAAGCUUCGGGAGUGGCUAGCACUCGCCGAGGGAGACCUGUCCGAGGUGGCAGAGUGGUAUACCUGGUGGCGAAGGGUGUUGCUGAGAGACAUGACUGGAAUCAAGGGCGUACGAACUGAACUGGAUAAAGGGCUGCACAUGAUGAAUCUUGUAUAG